AUGGCGGAAAGGGAAUCGAGGGGAAUUCGGGCAAAAACCGCGGGUAGAUUUCCGGACUCAACAUGGCGGGCAGGAACGCCGAGUCUCUAUCACGAAAAGUGUGCUCCACAGACUGAAAGAGUGAAGUCUGCUCCACCAAAAACAUAUGCUCAGAGAGAAUAUGCCAAGUGUGAUAUUGUUCGCAAUGAUGAGAUAUGGAAAAAUCGCUGUCGAAACGAAGGAAAUAUGGCAAGGAAAUGGUAUGACUGAUCGAAUAUGAUACAUUUCAAAAUCUUUAAAUUUUUGUUUAGGGGGGCAAACAUACAGUUGUGCUUUCUUCAGAAGAAUGAGAAAAGAUAUUCCAUGUUAUUUUGCUUCAAAAUCUAAACUCCCGAGGUUUAAACCCUCUUCAUUCAUAUUUCCGGGUUGGUCUGACUUCUUAAAUUAUUUAAUGGCGUCUUGCAGGUUACACUUCUUUCCCUUGAAUACUUGAAUAGUUUGUAAAUGUGUGGCAGAUGGUCAGACAGUGCAGUUAAAUUGUGGUUGUAUAACAUCAAUUUGACUAGCUGGCGAAAACGGCCGUUUCUCCUUGCUCCUCACCGCUUAGGACGUUUUGCGAGGAGGAACGACUGCGACUCAGCGACAGAAAUUCCAUACUGAUGACGUAAAUCAAUGUUUACAUAAUAAAUUCGGUAGUUGUGGGGUUCCAAAUGCAAAUAUGUUCAAUUUUACGUUUCUCCUGGUCGAUUUUGGUAAAGUGUUGUGUUCAUUUGCGAACGAGCUCCAGCAAUAUCCAAAUGCUUCUUCUGGAGAAGUAUAUAUACCACAAAUUUUGACUGUUUUGUUACAGAUUCAUUGCAUUUAUAUUUGACCUUUGCAGCCUUUUGGCUUUUGUAUGUUUUUUGAAACAAUAGAUAGAACAAUGUAACUACUCUGACGUCCAAUCAGCGCUUAUGACCAGAUUCUGGACAGAUUUUACGUCAUCAGUAUCAGGGCUUCUGAUAUUUCGNACAGAUUCAUUGCAUUUAUAUUUGACCUUUGCAGCCUUUUGGCUUUUGUAUGUUUUUUGAAACAAUAGAUAGAACAAUGUAACUACUCUGACGUCCAAUCAGCGCUUAUGACCAGAUUCUGGACAGAUUUUACGUCAUCAGUAUCAGGGCUUCUGAUAUUUCGUGGGGUCGCGGACUUGCGAAUUUCAGGUAUUUCUGCGAAAUCCCGCGAAAUUCCCAAAAAGAAACGUUUACCAACGCUGGUCAUAUUGACGCAAAAUUGAUCGAUUUUAGCAAAAUUUGCCAAAAAAAAUCCAGCGAAAUCAGCUGUUUUUUACUGAUUGUUUCUCGGCGAAGUUUUCCCCCGAAAUUUCCCGUGAAAUCGGCGGAUUUUCCUAAGAAUUUGCCCCAGAAAAUCCUUCGAAAAUUGACUUUUUUCCGCUAAAGUCCCGCGAAAUUGGCCGAUUUUCCGCGAAUUUGCCCCUGAAAAUCCCGCAAAAUUUUGCUUUUUUUUCCGCGAAAUAUCAGAAGCCCUGCAGUAUGGAAUCAAGACCCAGCUAGAUCAUGUAGAGAGCUUGAUAUUAAUAGUCCAUCUGCGCAACGGCUCCCAAAAGCUUGUUGUGGUAUCCUCAGGUUUACAGGAAAAUCUGUAUCCGUUUCUGAUUGGCUAAAUUUCUAACAAGUUCUGUGAUUGUUGGACAUGCUUUAUGUAACAAUCACACAAUACUCUGCAAAGCUAAAAAAAAACUUUUUGUGCAAGUUGCAGCUUGCAUAGCAAAAGGCCAAAGAAGUUAAAUCUGAUUCGUCGGUUUAUUGUAAUUUAUACUUUCGUAUUAUAGGUAAAAGGGUUUUGCUUGUUAAGGGAUAGAAACAGUUCAACGUUUUUUCCAAAAUUGCGAGUUUGAAGAAACUUACUCACGAAACUGAAGAAAUGAUGAUCGAGGACUCAUCGAGCAAAUCGAAAAUUUAGAAGAAGAACUCAGAAACCUGAAUAGAAUCGAAGUUAAUUCAUUAGUGUUGAAAUGAUCGGUAAUAACUGAGAUUUCCUAGUCUCCCAACAGCAAAGGCCACCACACACCUCUAGAGUACUGCCCUGUGUAUUCACUGAAGAGGCUGUAAACAAAAGAAAAUUCUGGUUGAUUUGUUUUUGUAAGACAAAAGGAAAAAGUUUUAAGCAGUAUUUGCAAUAGAUUCAGUAUAAAAUUAGCCUUCAAAAACAGCCUAUAUUUUGCGGUGCCACGAAUGGUUUCAUGGCAAAAUGACAUCUAGAGAGCGAGCGCUGUCAAAUUCAUUACUGAUGAGGUGUCACCACCCAGAUCUGUGCAGUGGUUAUGACUGGUUGAAGUAAAUUUACUAUUAAUAAUCAGAGGGACUGCCCAGGUCAAGGUAGUGACACAUUACCAGUAUGGAAUUUUUGUGCUGGCUCCUCAGAUGUCAUUUCACAGGGAAACUUUUGGUCACAUCACAAAAUGUUAGCUGUUGUCUCAGGCCAGUAUAAAAUAUUAUUAACUCUGAAAAAUAAUCUGUUGCUGUCAUUCAAUAUUUUCAGGGAAGAAAACUGGGGAUUUCUCAAAGAUUAUGAUCUGAAGGGAAGAUUCAAGCCACCGAAAGAACUACCAGAUAAAGUUAGUGUAUUCUCAGACAAAGUUCCUAACACUACAAGCCGACAGUUUGGUCACAGGGUGAAAAGUGCUCCAGCAAGGACAAUGCAAAAGUUUGAAAGACUUACAAACUACAGAGUCAAGACCAACAAAGAGUUACUCUGUUAUGACUAA
Porites evermanni is the source of this 2743-nucleotide messenger RNA. Lineage: Eukaryota; Metazoa; Cnidaria; Anthozoa; Scleractinia; Poritidae. The record is from the annotation of a GenBank genome assembly.